GGCCGGGGCGUCCGCACCGCCCUUAAACGCCGGCGCUGGGGCCGCGCUGUGGGGGAGGUGCUGCCGUACUCAGCAUGGCCGGUCCGGCGCGGCGUCUCGCGGCCCUCCUGCUGCUGCUCUGCGGCUGCCUCCGCGCCUGCCGGGCCGGCCUGUACGUCAGGGAAGGGCAGCACUGCUACAAGCCGGCCCCGCGCAGGGCGCCGGGGCUGAGAACCUACCCCCGGCCCCACGAGUACCUGGACAUCGCCAAGCUCCCGCAGAGCUGGGACUGGAGGAAUGUCAAUGGCGUCAACUAUGCCAGCACCACCCGCAACCAGCACAUCCCUCAGUACUGCGGGUCGUGCUGGGCCCACGGCAGCACCAGCGCCUUGGCAGAUCGAAUCAACAUAAAGAGGAAAGGUGCAUGGCCUUCUGCCUAUCUCUCUGUGCAGAAUGUGAUUGACUGUGCUAACGCAGGAUCCUGUGAAGGUGGAGAUCACACAGGUGUUUGGAUGUAUGCUCAUGACCACGGGAUUCCAGACGAGACCUGUAACAACUACCAAGCUAAGGACCAAAAGUGCAAGAAGUUUAACCAGUGCGGAACAUGUGUCACUUUUGGAGAAUGCCACGUGAUAAAGAACUACACCCUCUGGAAAGUUGCUGACUAUGGCUCUGUCAGCGGAAGGGAAAAAAUGAUGGCAGAAAUCUAUGCCAAUGGACCCAUUAGCUGUGGUAUAAUGGCUACUGAAAAGCUGGAUGCUUACACUGGAGGACUCUACACCGAGUACAACCCCUCACCCACAGUGAAUCACAUUGUAUCUGUGGCCGGGUGGGGUGUAGAAAAUGGAACAGAAUACUGGAUUGUCCGUAACUCGUGGGGUGAACCCUGGGGUGAAAGAGGGUGGCUGAGAAUUGUGACAAGUGCAUAUAAAGGUGGAAGAGGAGCAGAGUACAAUCUUGCUGUUGAAGAGGACUGUGCAUACGGAGAUGUUAUACUUCCUUGAUCCUACACUGUACAUCUUUUUGUUUAGUAACUUUGUUUGGAAUCGUCCCAGCACAACCUUGUCCUGUUUAAAGAAUAGCCUAAAACUUCCACAGCACAACUCCAUCACGCCGUUGUGCAAAACUAGCCCAGGUAACACCACACUGAGUCUUCAAAGAAAAAUAAACACAAAGCUGCCUUCAGAUAAUUAUUUAGAAUUUAAGCAAUUAAAGAAGUAAUUUACCUAUGAAAAAGGUUGUCUGCCUUGUUGCACGGUAUCUAAAUCAUACUGUCAUACAGAAGCUAUACGUAAAUCUUUGUGUAUAUAUAUACUUUUUUAUAAAUACAAAUUACAUAGGGUACUAAGACAGAAAAAGUAUACUUAUACUAAAGUAUACUAAAGUACUAAGUAUGCUUAUACUAAAGUAACAAGUAAAGUAUUAAGCAAAUACCAUACAGUUACGCAGAUUUAAAAACAAACUUAAGUCUGGAUGUGAUAUACUCAAAAACUAAAUUCUUGGCCUCCUAGUGAAAAAAUGUUGCUGUAAGUCUCAUUGCUUUUAUCCAACCGAAGUGAUAACAGGAUUUUCAGUCUUUUAUUUGCUCUAAUUCAUGACUGGCUUUGAUAUUUUGCUUCUAGGGAGGCAAAGUAUGAAUUGCUACAAGCCACGGCUCUCCUCAUGCUCACUAAUAUGAGGAAAGGCCACAAAUUCUCUUCCCUAAAACUGAGCCAGUUACUAAGUGGCGAUCAGUGCCAAAUCAAGUGUCACUAACUGGCAUUGUUAAUUGUAUUUAAUAAACUGACAAUAUUAUCUUA
Molecule: messenger RNA, 1778 nt
Organism: Numida meleagris (helmeted guineafowl)
Lineage: Eukaryota; Metazoa; Chordata; Aves; Galliformes; Numididae
Gene: CTSZ
Product: cathepsin Z
Exons: 6
Coding region: 75-983 (302 amino acids)
Cellular component (GO): lysosome
Molecular function (GO): cysteine-type endopeptidase activity
Source: RefSeq, a predicted model, not a curated record